CAAGCUCUCUCGUGGUCGCAUAGUCUGUGUCGUUCCGAGUUCCUUGACAGUUCGUUUUGGAACGUUUUGGUGUUUAGUAGUGAAUCGAUCUGUACGCUUUCUCAACUUUGCGCUUGAAGAUCACUUUCGGCAAUAGACAAGUAGCGUCUAUUGCCGAUUCGGUAUGGGCGAUUCUUUAGAUGGCUCCGGGGAACCAUCCCCUGAGUCACAGAAUGUCGCAGUCGUCGAAUUCACCGCAUUUGCAAACUAUCUGCGUAAAGCAGUUACUGUUCUACUACCGGAUGAAGAUGUGAUGCCGCCUGCGUUCAACAUGGCUCUUGAGGAGAGGUAUAACCAAGAUUGCAUACGCAAAUUUCUCAGUGAUUCACAAGUUAGUUCGCUGUACGUACAAAGAAGCUCUACCAAAGAAGAAGAUAGUGGUGAAGGAGAUGAAGACAGAGAAAAUACAACUUACUAUAUAUCGAAUGAGAUACGCUUUUCAAAUCCAAAAAUGGCCUCCUUAGUUUUAACAAAACGUGGAAUGGUUAUUGAAGCUGACAAAUCUAUUCAUUCCCAAUUGCGUUUAAUCACUUUCUCUGACGGACCACCAUAUGAAACUUUGCAUGCAAUAAGUAAAACUAUGGCGCCUUACUUCAAAAGUUACGUAAAAGAAACAGGUCGUGCUCACCGAGAUGGAGACAAAAUGGUGCCACUAGUAGAAAAGAAAAUUGCAGAACUUGAAAUGGGAUUACUACAUUUACAGCAGAACAUUGAUAUUCCAGAAAUUUCAUUGCCUGUCCAUCCAAUUGUCGCGCAAGUCAUUAAACAAUGCGAAGAAGAAGGUCGUAAGCCAAAAGUCGCUGACUUUGGAGAUAAAGUUGAAGAUUCAACAUUUCUGAAUCAAUUGCAGAACGGUGUAAACAGAUGGAUAAAAGAAAUUCAGAAAGUAACUAAACUAAAUCGAGAUCCAGAAUCGGGUACAGCACUCCAAGAAAUAUCUUUCUGGCUAAAUCUUGAAAGAGCGUUACAUCGUAUUCAAGAAAAACGGGAAAGUAUCGAAAUCUCCUUAACACUCGAUAUACUGAAACAUGGUAAACGAUUUCAUGCCACCGUGAGUUUCGAUACUGACACCGGCUUGAAACAAGCGUUAGCUACAGUGAACGAUUACAAUCCGUUAAUGAAAGAUUUUCCGAUCAAUGAUCUGUUAUCAGCUACCGAAUUAGAAAGAAUACGUAGCAGCGUGCAACAGAUUUUCAUGCAUUUGAGAAAAAUAAGAAGCACAAAAUAUCCCAUUCAAAGAGUAUUAAGAUUGGUGGAAGCUAUUUCGAGAGAUCUAGGACAACAGUUGCUCAAGGUAUUGGGUACACGACGUUUGAUGCAUAUCCCGUUUGAUGAAUUCGAGAAAGUAAUGGGUCAAUGUUUUGAAGUAUUUACUACUUGGGACGACGAAUAUGACAAGCUUACGGGAUUACUGAGGGACGUUGUAAAGAAGAAACGUGACGAGCAUAUGAAAAUGGUGUGGAGGGUAUUACCGGCGCAUAAGAAGUUGCAAUCAAGAAUGGAGCAUAUGCGUCGCUUCCGCCGGCAACAUGAACAAUUGAGAACGGUGAUAGUUCGUGUACUUAGACCUGUCCGUCAAAGUAGUAAUAACUCCACAAUGGAAAAUACUGAUAACGAUAAUGUAAAAGUGGAAUUCGCUUUAGACGCUGCAGAUGCUAAUGCAAUUAGUGAAGUUAAUUUAGCGUAUGAAAAUGUAAAGGAAGUGGAUUGUCUGGACAUUAGCAAAGAAGGGCAAGAAUCUUGGGAUGCCGCAGUGCAUAGAUAUGAGGAGCGUAUAGAGCGCGUAGAAGCAAGGAUUACAGCGCAUCUUCGAGAUCAAUUGGGCACAGCUAAGAAUGCAAAUGAAAUGUUUAGGAUAUUUUCAAGAUUCAAUGCGCUCUUUGUGAGGCCACAUAUUCGAGGUGCUAUUAGAGAAUAUCAGACACAACUGAUACAAAGAGUCAAAGAUGAUAUCGAAGCAUUACACGAAAAGUUUAAGGUUCAAUAUGCACAGAGUAAAUGCUGUAGAAUGAGUAUGGUGAGAGAUUUACCACCUGUUGCUGGAUCUAUAAUAUGGGUCAAACAAAUCGAUUAUCAGUUGACAAUGUAUUUAAAACGCGUUGAAGAUGUCUUAGGUAAAGGAUGGGAAAGUCAUAUCGAAGGUCAGAAACUAAAAGCCGACGGUGAUAGUUUUCGUAUGAAACUAUCAACGCAAGAAAUUUUUGACGACUGGGCGCGUAAAGUGCAGGCACGAAAUCUCGGUGUAACCGGACGUAUCUUUACGAUCGAAAAUGUGCGUUCAAGAACAGGACGAGGCAAUGUAUUAAAGCUAAAAGUGAAUUUCCUUCCUGAGAUUAUUACACUAUCCAAGGAAGUAAGAAAUCUGAGAAAUCUGGGAUUCCGCGUUCCACUACCUAUUGUGAAUAAGGCUCAUCAGGCUAAUCAGUUAUAUCCUUUCGCUAUCAGUUUGAUCGAAAGUAUCAGAACUUAUGAGAGAACACUAGAAAAGAUUGAAGACAAAGCGAGUAUUAUACCCUUGGUCGCUGGUAUGCGUAAAGAUGUUCUGUUAUUAAUCUCUGAGGGUAUCGCGCUGGUUUGGGAAAGCUAUAAACUUGAUCAAUACGUGCAACGUCUUUCUGAAGCAGUAGUUUCUUUUCAAGAAAGAGUAGAAGAUCUUUUAGUUGUGGAAGAACAACUGGAUGUGGACGUUCGUUCUCUUGAAACAUGUCCUUAUUCUGCAAAUACUUUUGCUGACAUUUUAUCCAAAAUCCAGAAGUCAGUAGAUGAAUUGUCUUUGAAAAACUAUUCCAACUUACAUAUUUGGGUAGCAAGACUUGAUGAAGAAGUGGAAAAAAAUUUAGCUGCUAGAUUGGAAGCUGGAAUAAAAGCGUGGACCGAUGCACUAACAGGUCAUAAAAAAGAAGUAGAUUUAAGUAUGGAUACAGAUGCUCCUGCCCAGCCAACGCAUAAACCUGGCGGCGAUCCUAAGAUUCAAAAUCAAAUCCACGAAGUCCGAAUUACGAAUCAAACUAUGUAUCUGUAUCCUAGCAUUGAAGAUGCUAGGUUUCAGAUAAUGCAACAAUUAUUUGCAUGGCAAGCAAUUGUUACAUCACAAAUUCGUCUCCAGAGUUCCAGAUACCAAGUUGGGUUAGAUAAACCCGAAUCAGGCACAUAUAGAAAUUUACUUACAAAAUUACCCUUUGGUAAACAACCAUUGGAGGCAGCAUAUGAAGCGGUUGAAUCUAAAAUGAAAGAUGUUGCCGAUUAUGUUGACCAAUGGCUACGUUAUCAAGCUCUUUGGGAUUUGCAACCAGGAAAUCUUUACGGCAAAUUAGGCGAAAAUAUUAAUUUAUGGAUGAAGUGUCUGAACGAUAUAAAGAAAACGAGAACUACGUUCGAUACUUCCGACACUAGACGCGAAUUUGGGCCAAUGAUCAUCGAUUUUGCUAAAGUGCAGAGUAAAGUCUCGCUAAAAUACGAUUCGUGGCAUAAAGAAACUUUGGGCAAAUUCGGAACGCUUUUAGGUAAUGAAAUGGCCAGUUUUCAUGCACAAGUAUCAAAAUCUAGAAGCGAUCUGGAACAGCAAUCUAUUGAAGCAGCUAGUACAUCUGAUGCAGUUGGUUUUAUAACAUAUGUUCAAUCUCUAAAACGCAAAAUGAAAGCUUGGGAAAAACAAGUAGACGUAUAUCGUGAAGGUCAAAGAAUACUUGAACGUCAGAGAUUCCAAUUCCCGUCUUCUUGGCUCCAUGUGGACAAUAUAGAAGGAGAGUGGGGCGCAUUCAAUGAAAUUAUCAAACGCAAAGAUACUAGCAUUCAAACUCAAGUUGCAUCCUUACAGAUGAAAAUUGUCGCCGAGGACAAAGCAGUUGAAACAAGAACCACUGAUUUCCUCAGUGAUUGGGAAAGAGGAAAGCCUGUGGAAGGUCAUUUGCGACCAGAUGAUGCUUUGCAGCAACUACAGUUGUUUGAGAGUAAAUUUGCUAGACUUAAAGAGGAAAGAGAUAAUGUCGCGAAAGCAAAAGAGGCGUUAGAAUUACAAGAGCCGGGUGGAAUAUCAACUAGUGAAGAUAGAAUGCAAGUGGUAUUUGAAGAGUUGCAGGAUUUGAGAGGAGUUUGGUCAGAAUUAUCAAAGAUAUGGGCUCAAAUCGAUGAAACGCGUGAAAAACCUUGGCUCUCCGUACAACCGCGAAAGUUGCGUCAGCAAUUAGAUACAAUGAUGGCGCAAUUGAAAGAACUUCCAGCAAGAUUAAGACAAUAUUCGUCAUAUGAAUAUGUGAAAAAGAUGUUACAAAGUUAUACGAAAGUGAACAUGUUGAUUGUAGAGCUAAAGUCGGAUGCACUCAAAGAGAGACAUUGGAAGCAGUUGACGAAGCAGCUCAGAGUGAACUGGAUAUUAAGCGAACUUACUCUUGGUCAAGUCUGGGACGUGAAUCUUCAAAAAAAUGAGGGCAUAGUUAAGGAUAUUAUUCUUGUGGCUCAAGGAGAAAUGGCUCUCGAGGAGUUUUUGAAGCAAGUGCGCGAAUCUUGGCAAACUUAUGAAUUAGAUUUGAUAAAUUACCAAAAUAAAUGCAGACUGAUACGCGGUUGGGACGAUUUAUUUAAUAAAGUAAAAGAACACAUCAACUCGGUGGCUGCUAUGAAAUUAUCGCCGUAUUAUAAAGUGUUUGAGGAAGAAGCUCUCACUUGGGAAGAAAAACUGAAUAGAAUCAAUGCUUUAUUCGAUGUAUGGAUAGAUGUACAACGGCGAUGGGUUUAUCUCGAAGGUAUCUUUUCUGGCAGUGCGGAUAUUAAAACAUUGUUGCCAGUAGAAACAUCACGUUUCCAAAGUAUCAGUUCUGAGUUUUUGGGAUUGAUGAAAAAAGUAUCCAAAUCUCCUAUGGUCACAGACGUUCUGAACAUUCCAGGCGUUCAGAGAGCACUCGAACGUCUUGCUGACCUUCUUGGUAAGAUACAAAAGGCAUUAGGAGAAUAUUUAGAAAGAGAACGAACAUCUUUUCCACGAUUUUAUUUUGUCGGCGAUGAAGAUUUAUUAGAAAUUAUUGGUAAUAGCAAGAAUAUUGCACGAUUGCAGAAACAUUUCAAAAAGAUGUUUGCUGGCGUAGCCGCGAUUUUGUUGAAUGAAGAUAAUACGAUUAUUACCGGUAUCGCAUCGCGCGAAGGUGAAGAAGUUAUAUUCCAAAAUCCAGUAUCUACAGUUGAUUAUCCCAAAAUAAACGAAUGGUUAACGCUCGUCGAAAAAGAAAUGCGCGUGACACUCGCUUCGAGCCUCGCAAAAGCUGUACAAGAUAUUAAACAAUUCAAGGAUGGCAAUAUAAACCCACAGGCAUUUAUGACAUGGUGCGACAAUUAUCAGGCUCAAAUAAUAGUUUUAGCCGCGCAAAUUUUGUGGUCAGAAGACGUAGAGGCAGCACUUCAUGAAGCACAAGCGGAUCCAAACAAAAAUCCACUAGAAAGAGUUUUGAUACAAGUGGAAGGCACAUUAAAUGUUUUGGCUGACUCUGUUCUUCAAGAACAACCACCUUUAAGGAGGAAGAAGUUAGAGCACUUAAUCAACGAAUUUGUACAUAAACGUACCGUCACUAGGCGAUUAAUUGCAAAUAAAGUUUCAAAUCCCAAGGCAUUUGAAUGGUUGUGCGAAAUGCGAUUCUAUUUCGAUCCUAGACAAACGGAAGUACUUCAACAACUCACGAUACAUAUGGCAAACGCUAAAUUCUUCUAUGGAUUCGAAUAUUUAGGAGUGCAAGAUAGAUUAGUGCAGACACCGUUAACCGACAGAUGUUAUUUAACUAUGACACAAGCUUUAGAGGCCCGGCUCGGUGGAUCGCCAUUUGGACCGGCUGGUACAGGGAAGACAGAAUCUGUGAAAGCUUUAGGACACCAACUUGGAAGAUUUGUAUUGGUAUUUAAUUGCGAUGAGACGUUCGAUUUCCAGGCUAUGGGUCGUAUAUUUGUUGGUCUUUGUCAAGUGGGUGCAUGGGGUUGCUUUGAUGAAUUUAAUCGAUUGGAGGAACGUAUGUUAUCUGCUGUUUCUCAACAAGUACAAACGAUUCAAGAAGCACUUAAGAGUCAGAUGGAAGGCAAAAAAGAGGGAACUCUCUGUGUUGAAUUAGUUGGGAAACAAGUUAAAGUCUCUACAGAUAUGGCUAUUUUCAUUACUAUGAAUCCUGGAUACGCUGGACGCUCCAAUCUACCAGACAAUCUUAAGAAACUUUUCAGAUCGCUUGCUAUGACUACACCUGAUCGUCAACUCAUUGCCGAAGUAAUGCUUUUCAGUCAAGGAUUCCGAUCUGCAGAAAAGUUAGCGUGUAAAAUUGUUCCAUUUUUCAAGCUUUGUGACGAACAGCUUUCUAAUCAAUCGCAUUACGAUUUUGGAUUACGUGCUCUUAAAUCUGUGUUGAUAUCUGCCGGAAACGUGAAACGUGAUCGUAUACAGAAAAUUAAAGAGGGAAUGCAAAGUCGUGGUGAAACCAAUAUCGAUGAAGCCUCUAUUGCAGAAAAUCUGCCCGAACAAGAGAUACUUAUUCAAUCUGUAUGCGAAACUAUGGUUCCGAAAUUAGUUGCCGAAGAUAUUCCAUUAUUGUUCAGUUUACUCAGCGACGUAUUCCCUAAUGUAAAUUACACACGCGCGGAAAUGAAAGGAUUGAAAGAUCAAAUUAGGAAAGUAUGUGCCGAGGAAUACUUGGUAUGCGGCGAAGGAGAUGAACAAGGAGGUGCCUGGCAAGAAAAGGAAUCGAUCGGUGAGACUUGGGUAGAAAAGGUCCUCCAAUUAUAUCAAAUCUGUAAUUUAAAUCAUGGCUUAAUGAUGGUUGGUCCAAGUGGCUCUGGUAAAACGAUGGCGUGGAAGGUGUUGCUUAAAGCACUAGAACGAUUCGAAGGCGUGGAGGGUGUUGCUCACGUAAUCGAUCCUAAAGCAAUCAGUAAAGAAACAUUAUAUGGUGUCUUAGAUCCAAAUACACGCGAAUGGACAGAUGGUCUGUUCACGCAUAUAUUGAGAAAAAUAAUUGAUAACGUCAGAGGAGAAAUUAAUAAACGACAAUGGAUUAUAUUCGAUGGUGAUGUUGACCCGGAAUGGGUCGAGAACUUGAAUUCUGUAUUGGAUGACAAUAAACUUCUUACUUUGCCCAAUGGCGAGCGGUUGAGUCUACCGCCAAACGUGAGAGUUAUGUUUGAAGUGCAAGAUUUAAAAUAUGCUACUUUGGCCACUGUGUCGCGUUGCGGUAUGGUUUGGUUCUCGGAAGAUGUACUAUCGACGGAAAUGAUAUUCGAAAACUAUAUGUUGCGUUUACGAAAUAUUCCACUGGAAGACGGGGAGGAGGAUAAUCUCGGCAAAAAGACUGCAGAGAAAGAAGAUACCAUAUCGCCUGCAUUAGCGGUGCAGAGAGAAGUCGCCAGUAUCAUGCAAAGUUAUUUCGCUCCCGAUGGUUUAGUAGUGAGAUGCUUAGAAUAUGCCAUGAAACAAGAACAUAUAAUGGACUUCACACGUUUAAGAGCUCUCAGUUCUCUGUUCUCCAUGUUGAAUCAAGCUGUUCGCAAUGUAUUGCAGUAUAAUCAUUCUCACACUGACUUUCCUUUGCCAAGCGAGCAGUUGGAACGUUAUAUGCCCAAAUGCUUAGUUUAUGCGCUUCUGUGGAGCUUCGCAGGAGACGCUAAGUUAAAAGUUAGAUCCGACUUGGGUGACUUUGUACGAUCUAUAACAACCGUACCUUUACCUUCUCAAAAUAACAUACCAAUUAUCGACUUUGAAGUAAACAUACACGGCGAAUGGUUACCUUGGAGCAAUAAAGUUCCACAAAUUGAAGUAGAGACGCACAAAGUAGCUAGCCCAGACAUCGUUGUGCCAACUUUGGACACUGUGAGACACGAAAGUUUAUUAUAUACUUGGUUAGCCGAGCACAAGCCUUUAGUACUCUGUGGGCCACCUGGUUCUGGCAAAACUAUGACACUAUUUUCUGCUCUGCGAGCAUUACCAGAUAUGGAAGUUGUUGGACUUAACUUUUCUUCUGCAACGACACCUGAAUUGUUACUUAAAACAUUUGAUCAUUAUUGUGAAUAUCGUAAAACACCUAAUGGUGUCGUACUUUCUCCGGUACAAUUGGGCAAAUGGUUGGUUUUGUUCUGUGACGAAAUCAAUUUACCUGACAUGGAUAACUAUGGAACGCAACGUGUCAUCUCUUUCUUAAGACAAUUAGUAGAACACAGAGGCUUUUACAGAACAAGUGAUCAAGCAUGGGUCACAUUGGAGAGAAUACAAUUCGUCGGUGCAUGUAAUCCGCCCACAGAUCCCGGCAGGAAACCCCUUAGUCACAGAUUCCUUCGACAUGUGCCUGUCAUUUAUGUCGACUAUCCUGGGGAAACUUCUUUGAAGCAAAUUUACGGCACAUUCACACGUGCUAUGCUUAGAUUAACACCUUCACUACGAGGUUAUGCGGAGCCUUUGACGAACGCAAUGGUGGAGUUUUAUUUGGCUUCCCAGGAGAAAUUUACCCAAGAUAUGCAGCCACAUUACGUGUAUUCUCCACGAGAAAUGACACGUUGGGUACGCGGCAUUUGUGAAGCCAUUAGACCAUUAGAUAAUCUUUCUGUAGAAGGCUUGGUGCGUUUGUGGGCCCACGAGGCUCUUCGCUUAUUCCAGGACAGAUUGGUAGAAGAUUCCGAGAGAGCUUGGACGAAUAAGAACAUAGACACAGUAGCGUUGAAACACUUUAUGUCAGUUGAUAGAGAAAAAGCAUUGGCUAAACCGAUCUUGUACAGUAACUGGCUGUCGAAGGAUUAUGUUCCAGUAAACAGGCAGGAAUUAAGAGACUAUGUUCGAGCAAGAUUGAAAGUAUUUUAUGAGGAAGAAUUAGAUGUGCCGUUGGUACUCUUUGACGAGGUUCUUGAACAUGUUCUACGGAUUGACAGAAUUUUCCGACAGCCUCAGGGACACUUGUUGCUCAUCGGUGUCUCUGGCGCUGGAAAGACGACUCUGUCGAGAUUCGUUGCAUGGAUGAACGGCUUGUCUAUCUUCCAAAUUAAGGUGCAUAAUAAAUAUACCGGUGAAGAUUUCGAUGAAGAUUUGCGUCAAGUAUUAAGGCGAUCUGGUUGUAAGGAUGAAAAAAUAGCUUUUAUUCUCGAUGAAUCUAAUGUAUUGGAUUCCGGCUUUCUCGAACGUAUGAACACAUUGCUCGCCAAUGGAGAAGUACCCGGAUUAUUCGAGGGUGAUGAAUAUACAACCCUUAUGACGCAAUGCAAGGAGGGUGCUCAGCGAGAAGGCCUAAUGCUAGAUUCUAAUGAAGAGUUAUAUAAAUGGUUCACCGGCCAAGUUAUGAAAAAUCUACAUGUUGUAUUCACAAUGAAUCCGAGUACCGAUGGUCUGAAAGAUCGCGCGGCAACAUCACCGGCGUUGUUCAACAGAUGCGUAUUGAAUUGGUUUGGUGAUUGGUCUGAUAAUGCGUUGUUCCAAGUUGGUAAAGAAUUUACCAAUCGCGUCGAUUUAGAGAGACCUAUGUGGAAAUGUCCAGACUUCUUCCCGUCUGUGUGUUCUUUAAUUCCAUCGCAACCGUCACACAGAGAUGCUGUUAUAAAUGCAUGUGUGUACGUCCAUCAGACCUUGCAUAAAGCGAACACACGUCUGGCAAAGAGGGGUGCUAGAACCAUGGCUAUCACACCGCGCCAUUACUUGGACUUCAUUAAUCACUUCGUGAAACUGUAUCAGGAAAAGAGGAGUGAUUUGGAAGAACAACAGUUGCAUUUGAAUGUUGGUUUGAGUAAAAUUGCUGAAACUGUGGAACAAGUGGAGGAAAUGCAGAAGAGUUUAGCUGUAAAAUCUCAGGAAUUGCAAGCUAAAAAUGAAGCUGCCAAUGCAAAAUUAAGGCAAAUGGUUAAAGACCAACAGGAAGCAGAGAAGAAGAAGGUACAGAGUCAAGAGAUCCAGCAGCAACUGCGUAUGCAAACAGUGGCUAUCAACGAAAAAAGGGAUGAUGUCAUGGCCGACCUCGCCCAAGUCGAGCCAGCCGUUAUUGAUGCCCAAAACGCUGUGAAAGGAAUUAAACGACAACAUCUCGUUGAGAUUCGAUCUAUGGCGAAUCCCCCUGCUGUCGUAAAACUGGCAUUAGAAUCUAUUUGUCUAUUACUCGAGGAAAACGCCACAGAUUGGAAACAAAUUCGUACUAUUAUAAUGAAAGACACCUUUAUUCCAACUAUCGUCAACUUUAACACGGAGGACCUCACUGAUGAAGUGAGGGAGAAAAUGAAGAGCCGAUAUUUGAGCAAUCCUGAUUACAAUUUUGAAAAAGUGAAUCGAGCUAGUAUGGCUUGCGGCCCUAUGGUAAAAUGGGCUAUAGCACAGAUUGAAUACGCAGAUAUGUUAAAACGAGUCGAACCGUUACGCGAUGAACUUCAUUCCCUGGAACGACAAGCAGAAACUAAUAAACUGAAAGGUGAAGAAGUGAAGGAUUUGAUAGCUCAACUAGAGCAGAGUAUAGCGUCAUAUAAGGAAGAAUAUGCGCAACUCAUCUCGCAAGCACAAGCCAUUAAAGCUGACUUGGAGAGUGUGCAAGCCAAGGUGGAUAGAUCGAUUGCUUUAUUAAAAUCUUUGGUGAUAGAAAGAGAAAGAUGGGAAGCAACGAGUGAAACAUUUAAAAGUCAAAUGUCUACAAUAAUCGGAGACGUUCUGCUAUCUUCUGCUUUCUUAGCUUAUGCUGGUUAUUUCGAUCAACAUUACCGUCAAAAUCUCUUUAGCACAUGGUGCCAACAUUUGCAACAUGCGAAUUUACAAUUUAGACCUGAUAUCGCGAGAACGGAAUAUCUUUCUAAUCCAGAUGAGCGUUUAAGAUGGCAAGCGAACGCGUUACCUACUGAUGAUCUAUGUACUGAAAAUGCAAUUAUGCUGAAACGCUUUAAUAGAUACCCGUUGAUCAUCGAUCCUUCUGGUCAAGCGACAGAAUUUAUCAUGAAUGAAUUUAAGGACCGGAAGAUUACAAAGACCAGCUUCUUGGAUGAUUCAUUCAGAAAAAAUCUCGAAAGUGCUUUACGUUUCGGUAAUCCUUUGUUGGUCCAGGAUGUAGAAAAUUAUGAUCCUAUACUAAAUCCUGUGUUAAACAGGGAACUGAGACGAACCGGUGGACGUGUGUUGAUUACGCUCGGUGAUCAAGAUAUAGAUCUCUCACCAUCCUUCGUGAUCUUUUUGUCGACAAGAGAUCCAACAGUAGAAUUCCCACCAGACAUUUGCUCGCGUGUGACGUUCGUAAACUUCACUGUUACUAGGAGUUCAUUGCAAAGUCAAUGUUUGAAUCAAGUGCUGAAGGCCGAACGCCCCGACAUUGACGAGAAAAGAUCUGAUUUGCUGAAACUUCAGGGAGAGUUUCACUUGAGAUUGCGGCAGCUUGAGAAGUCCUUAUUGCAAGCGUUGAACGAUGCCAAAGGCAAAAUUCUAGAUGACGAUUCUGUGAUUACUACUCUCGAAACUUUGAAACAAGAAGCCGCUGAUAUCAGCAAAAAGGUAGAAGAGACGGAUAAGGUCAUAGCAGAAAUCGAGACAGUUUCUCAGCAAUACAUGCCUUUGUCCCAGGCGUGUUCUAACAUGUACUUUACGAUGGACAGCCUCAACCAAGUACACUUUUUGUAUCAGUAUUCGUUGAAAAUGUUUUUAGAUAUAUUUACAUCUGUAUUGUCGCAAAAUCCGAAAUUAUCCGGUUUGUCAGAUUACACUCAGAGAUUGUCACUCAUUACACGCGACUUGUUUGCUGUCUGUUAUGAGCGAGUCGCUCGAGGAAUGCUCCAUAUGGAUCGAUUAACAUUUGCUCUUUUACUCUGUCGUAUCCACUUGAAGGGUAUACCGACAGAAUCCACUUAUGACAGCGAAUUCACAUUUUUCCUGCGUGGAAAAGAAGGUGUACUUAAUAUUCGAGGUCCACCGGUACCUAAUCUUAGUUCGGAACAACAGGAGGCGAUGAUGCGUUUAAGCAUAAGAUUACCUGCCUUUAAGAAGCUUACGGAGAAGAUCCAAGAAAAUGUGGAAUUUGGAGCGUGGCUGCAAUCUCCUACACCUGAGACAUGUGUGCCAAAACUUUGGGACGAGGAAAAACCGCUAUCAUCAACGGGAACGGCGAUGCAUGAACUGCUGAUAAUACAAGCAUUCCGACCAGAUCGUGUAAUCGCAGCUGCGUCCUUAGUAAUGACUUCCGCCUUCGGCGAGUCCUUCAUGCCGAGCGCAGAAGCAGAACUUGAUUUCGCAUCCGUCGUAGAGAAUCAGUUGAAGGCGACUGUACCGGCUUUACUUUGCUCGGUGCCAGGUUUCGAUGCUUCCGGCAGAGUGGAUGACUUAGCUGCGGAAUUGGGCAAACAAAUAGCUAGUAUUGCUAUCGGAUCGGCGGAAGGAUUUAAUCAGGCCGACAGAGCUAUUAACAUGGCCGUGAAAGCUGGCAGAUGGGUAUUACUGAAAAACGUACAUCUUGCACCACAGUGGUUAGUACAAUUGGAAAAGAAACUACACAGUCUGCAACCACAUACUAGUUUUCGUCUUUUCUUAACGAUGGAGAUUAAUCCUAAAGUGCCAGUGAAUCUGCUUAGAGCCGGGAGGAUCUUUGUGUUUGAACCACCUCCUGGUAUACGAGCGAAUUUAUUGCGUACGUUCAGCACUGUACCUGCUUCAAGAAUGAUGCGAGCACCUAACGAAAGAGCUCGUCUCUAUUUCUUGCUCGCAUGGUUCCACGCGAUUGUGCAAGAACGGUUGCGUUAUGCGCCACUAGGCUGGGCCAAACACUAUGAAUUUAACGAAAGCGACCUGAGAGUUGCUUGCGAUACCUUAGACACAUGGAUCGAGACUACGGCUAUGGGCAGAACAAAUUUGCCACCCGAAAAGGUGCCUUGGGAUGCUCUAGUAACUCUACUCUCUCAAUGUAUUUACGGUGGUAAGAUUGAUAACGAUUUCGAUCAACGUCUUCUGGCAUCCUUCUUGCGUAAACUCUUUACACCGCGCUCGUUUGAGGCUGACUUUGCUUUAGUUGCUAAUAUUGACGGCGCGCAAAGUAAUCAAAGGCACAUUACGAUGCCAGAUGGUACUAGGCGAGAUCAUUUCUUAAAAUGGAUCGAGUCUUUGUCAGACAGACAGACACCUUCUUGGCUUGGUCUACCAAAUAACGCGGAGAAAGUGCUCUUGACUACGAGGGGAACCGAUUUGGUCUCCAAGCUUCUCAAGAUGCAACAGCUAGAGGAUGAAGAUGAAUUAGCAUAUUCAAAUGAAGAAUCUUUGGAUACACCAAGAGAAGCCGAAGCAGACGGCCGACCUUCGUGGAUGAGGACCUUACAUAAUUCAGCUUCGACUUGGUUACAGUUACUUCCAAAGAAUUUGCCAACUUUGAAGAGAACAGUUGAGAAUAUCAAAGAUCCUUUAUAUAGAUACUUUGAGAGAGAGGUUAAUAGCGGGGCAAAAUUACUUCAAGAUGUCAUACACGAUUUGGAAGAUAUCGUAUUAAUUUGUCAAGGCGAGAAAAAACAGACCAAUUAUCAUAGAACAAUGUUGUCUGAGUUAGUAAAAGGUAUUUUGCCUGGUGGAUGGAGAAGAUAUACUGUACCAAGAGGCUGUACAGUUAUACAAUGGAUCACUGACUUCAGUCACAGAGUUUCGCAGUUGCAGGAAGUUUCGCGUUUAGUAUCUCAAGGUGGAGCAAAGGAAAUAAAAAGUUUUCCGGUUUGGCUCGGUGGCUUAUUGAAUCCCGAAGCUUAUAUUACUGCGACCAGACAGUGUAUCGCACAGGCUAAUAGCUGGUCACUCGAAGAAUUACAAUUGAACGUAACUAUCGGCGAUGGAGAUAAUAUUGCCACAGACGAUUGCUCUUUCGCUGUUACCGGUUUAAAAUUACAAGGUGCGCAAUGUAAAGAUAAUCAAUUGUAUUUAACUUCGACUAUUAUGACUGAUUUGCCGGUGACAAUGUUGCGGUGGGUACGAUCUUCUACAGAGGAUAUUAGAAAAGGCAAAUUGUCCUUACCGGUUUAUUUAAAUAGUACUCGUACCGAAUUGUUAUUUACUGUCGAUUUAAAUAUUGCUCCUAGUCAAGAACCGCACAGUUUCUAUGAGAGAGGGGUCGCUGUCUUAACAUCAACCGCUUUGAAUUAAUAGUUACUUAAUUGUUAGCGCGAAAUGUAUCAAGAAUUAUCAUCACAAGCUUAUUACACUUAUAUUAUCACAAGAAUUAUUAUUGUCGUAAUUAUAAAAACAGUUUAACAUGCUGCUCUAUGUUAUAGUUAUUUGUAAAAGAAAAAAAGAGUUAUGAUAACAUGUGACUUGCUAAAAGUGAAAUACAUAUACAUAUAUAUAUAUAUA
Molecule: messenger RNA, 14320 nt
Organism: Harpegnathos saltator (Jerdon's jumping ant)
Lineage: Eukaryota; Metazoa; Arthropoda; Insecta; Hymenoptera; Formicidae
Gene: Dhc64C
Product: dynein heavy chain, cytoplasmic
Exons: 21
Coding region: 164-14113 (4649 amino acids)
Biological process (GO): microtubule-based movement
Cellular component (GO): axonemal dynein complex
Molecular function (GO): dynein intermediate chain binding; ATP binding; ATP hydrolysis activity
Source: RefSeq, a predicted model, not a curated record